Phoenix dactylifera (date palm) is the source of this 1052-nucleotide messenger RNA. Its product is annotated as large ribosomal subunit protein uL1. The record is from RefSeq and is a predicted model, not a curated record. Gene Ontology annotation, cellular component: large ribosomal subunit. Gene Ontology annotation, molecular function: structural constituent of ribosome; RNA binding. Gene Ontology annotation, biological process: translation. NCBI's taxonomy places the organism in Eukaryota, Viridiplantae, Streptophyta, Magnoliopsida, Arecales, Arecaceae.
CCUAAUAUAUAACGAGGAGGAGGUCUCGCAUUUCCAGGGCUUCACUUCUCCCGCCGCCUUCUCUUCUCUUCUCUUCUCGCCGAUCUCUUGCCUCUUAACGAUCCGUUCGCUUUUGUUUGAAGGAAGGAGCGUAGAAGUGAAAGCAGGAGAAAUCCACCAGAGCAAUGAGCAAGUUGCAGAGCGACGUUUUGAGGGAAGCAAUCUCUCAGCUGACGAAUGCUUCUCGGGAGAAGAAGCGUAAUUUUACUGAAACCAUUGAGCUGCAGAUUGGUCUGAAGAACUAUGACCCCCAAAAGGACAAGCGUUUCAGUGGGUCUGUGAAGUUACCUCAUAUCCCUCGUCCAAAAAUGAAGGUUUGCAUGCUUGGUGAUGCUCAGCAUGUUGAGGAGGCAGAGAAAAUAGGGCUUGACUAUAUGGAUGUUGAAGCACUAAAAAAGAUGAACAAAAACAAGAAGCUGGUCAAAAAGCUUGCUAAGAAGUACCAUGCUUUCCUAGCAUCAGAAGCAAUCAUUAAGCAGAUUCCUCGUCUUCUUGGUCCUGGUCUCAAUAAAGCAGGGAAGUUUCCCACAUUGGUGACUCAUCAGGAAUCUCUGGAAGGAAAAGUUAAUGAGACAAAAGCAAUGGUGAAAUUUCAGCUCAAGAAAGUUUUGUGCAUGGGUGUUGCUGUGGGUAAUUGUGCAAUGGAGGAGAAGCAGAUCUUUCAGAAUGUGCAACUCAGUGUCAACUUUCUUGUGUCAUUGUUGAAGAAGAAUUGGCAAAAUGUGAGGUGUUUGUACCUGAAGAGCACCAUGGGUAAGCCAUAUCGAGUAUUCUAAGUAGUUCUUUAGCUCGGCUGGUAAUCUGUGACUAGGGAAUACUCGGUUAUCAUUUUGUUUGUUCAGGUCUUGUUAUCAACAUCUGUGAGUUUUUAAUCCAAAGUUUUGUUUCUUAUGGUCUUAAGGAGAUUUUGGUGUUUGGUAUCUCUUAAAACUUAUGAUGGAAUGCAUUGUUAUGAAUUUCGGUUCAUUGGUUUUGAUUUGAGAAGAUCAAAGUGAAUGAAUUCUUCAUCUCCA